GCACCUGGCAAAUGGGAAUUCUCUUUCUCUACUUGAUCAUUGGAUUUUGAUUUCAAGCUCCUCUCUCUCUCUCUCUCUUAAAUUGUUUUGAGCCUGCAGCAAAUAACUCAAAUACUAUCUGGGUUAUAGUUUUGGCAAUGAAUUCUGUUUAUUACAAAGAACAGGAUGAUGGGAGUAGUUCGAAUCCUAUGGGUUCAGUUCCAUGGUGGAGUGGAUUUGUGACUCGAUCAUCUCUUGAAGAAUCCAUCCCAUUGAAGCCCUCAUCAAUGGAAAACCAGACUACUUAUGGAAGACAACCAUCAGAUCAUGAUGCAGAUCAAGUGUUCGAGAAAAGGGAUAUAACACAAUUCAAUAUGUUUACUGGUGACUGCAAGAAUCCAUCGAACUGGCAAAAAGGUCAUGUUGACCUAGGAUUUGGUCAGCCGGCCGUGAUAUGUGGUGAGUACCCUUACGGGGAUCGAUGUUAUGGAGUGUUCUCAACUUACGGACCUCAGAUAAAGGGUCGGAUGCUGUUACCUUUAAACUUGAGCAAUGAUGAUGAACCGAUAUUUGUGAAUGCAAAGCAAUAUCAUGGAAUAAUAAGACGUAGAAGAUCUCGUGCAAAGGCAGAGAUGGCAAAGAAAGUUCUGAAAAAUCGUAAGCCAUAUUUGCACCUUUCACGUCAUCUCCAUGCAAUGCGUCGACCAAGAGGGAAUGGGGGCCGUUUCCUAAACACCAAAAAGAAGGAUGACUGCAAAGAUGAAAUUAUGGAUUUGAAAAGGGGCGAGAAUGUUUCUGGAUCUCCAAAUUGUACUGUUCUGCUGUUGGAUGAUAGCAACUUGACCUCUCCUUGCGAACCAAAUGGUAAUAGGUCACAUGUUUCCCGGUCAGAGGUGACUAGUGCAUUCUCCAUUGGAGACCUCAAACACUUCCAAAUCGGGAAUCUUUCUGUUGUCUCUCUUUCAGACAUGAUGAUUUCUGGCAACACCAAACAUGGUUUUUCCAUGCACGGCAAACGGGUUUCAAUGGCAAGCGGUGGUAGUCACUAUAACGCCAAAUGGGGUUCCAAUGUGUUGUAUAAUUGACGUGUUGGACCCCACCUUCCUCCAGCCAAAUGAAGUGA
Messenger RNA from Cynara cardunculus var. scolymus (artichoke), 1102 nucleotides. RefSeq names its product nuclear transcription factor Y subunit A-10-like. Gene Ontology annotation, biological process: regulation of transcription by RNA polymerase II. The record is from RefSeq and is a predicted model, not a curated record. NCBI's taxonomy places the organism in Eukaryota, Viridiplantae, Streptophyta, Magnoliopsida, Asterales, Asteraceae. The transcript is spliced from 6 exons. Gene Ontology annotation, molecular function: RNA polymerase II cis-regulatory region sequence-specific DNA binding; DNA-binding transcription factor activity, RNA polymerase II-specific. Gene Ontology annotation, cellular component: CCAAT-binding factor complex. The coding region runs from base 138 to 1064 and encodes 308 amino acids.